UUUGCAUUUCACGUAUCAUAUCAUCUAAUAGUGUUGAUAUAUUUGUUAAAAUUGUGUAGUAAAAAUGGCCUGGACAAAGUAUCAAGCAAUGCUAGCGUUAACUCUUGUAGUCACAGGAUCGAUUAACACACUUAGCACCAAGUGGGCUGAUUUCAUCAAAUCUGAAAGCUCUGACGGUCAGGUUCGACCUUUUGAACAUCCAUUUGUUCAAGCAUGGGCUAUGUUUCUAGGCGAAUUUCUUUGUUUGCUGACAUUCAAAGGAUUCUACUAUCAUCUUCGACGAAAAAAUGAUGGUUCAGAGGAUCGUCAUGAUCUUGUAAGAGGAAAUAGAGAAUUUAGUCCUUUCAUUUUAUUUGUACCGGCAAUGUGCGAUAUGAUCGCGACAUCUAUAAUGUAUGUGGGAUUGAAUCUUACCUACGCUUCAAGUUUUCAAAUGCUUCGCGGAUCUGUUAUAAUUUUCGUCGGUGUUCUCAGUGUGGCAUUUUUAAACCGAACUUUGGUAAACAGAGAGUGGACUGGUAUCAUUUUCAUAAUUUUUGGACUUGCUAUUGUUGGCUUUUCCGAUUUUAUUACGGAUAACGGUGCGGGUAGUUCUUAUAGUCGAAAUAAUGUUAUUACUGGAGAUCUGUUGAUAAUUUUGGCGCAAAUCAUCACUGCUGUACAGAUGGUCUACGAAGAACGUUAUGUCGCUGGAUUGGAUAUUCCAGCUUUACAGGCUGUUGGAUGGGAAGGAUUCUUUGGAUUCAGCAUCCUAGGAAUUCUUCUUGUACCUAUGUAUUUCAUAACAACGGUUGCUCCUUUUAACGAUAAUGCCCAUGGAGUUCUUGAAGAUUUACCAGACGCCUUAGUGCAAAUGAAAAACAACUAUCAACUGAUUCUGGCUAUCUUAGGUACCAUCAUAUCUAUAGCAUUCUUCAACUUCGCCGGUAUUAGUGUAACAAAAGAAAUAUCUGCAACGACCCGGAUGGUUCUAGAUUCCGUAAGAACAUUGGUUAUUUGGAUUGUUUCAUUAAUGCUCGCGUGGCAAAAAUUCCAUUACUUACAAAUUUUUGGAUUUGCCGCUUUACUUUUUGGAAUGUGCCUUUAUAAUGAUAUUUUUAUAUUACAAGCAUACAAUCGUCUUCAUAACUAUUAUAUUCGCCGGCAAGAAAACAGCGAUGGCCAAAAUGAAGCUAUAAUCAAUAGACGGGCAGAUGAACCAGAUUGUUAGACUGAUAAAAAGUGAGGAAUGUGGCAUGUAAUCCUAAACUUCCGAUGUACAUGUUUUGUUACAAUAAAGAUGAGUAAUACUUUAAUGGCUCCGCAUGUCUGAAAUAUUAAAAAUUAGAUCAUUUAGAAAUGGGUACUUCCAAAUGCAUGUAUUUUUAAUCUAUUCUUUUAAUUAAAACACUUUCUAAUGAUGAAACAAAAGUAAUAACACUAGAGAUACUUCAUAAAAAAACAAACAAAUCAUUCAUCGUUAUUCUCUCACUUUACUGUUGAUACCGCUCAUCAGCCGGCGAAUACCUUGUCACCAGUCGAGUCACUGUCUUGGCCAGCCGGUUCCACCAAUUCUUCAUGUGGUCAAUGCCGCUGCUGGUCUACUGCUACCUUCAUCCUCAGCUUCCACUCCAUUAUCGCCUAAUACUUUUCUUUUAGACAGAACUGGGCAAUUAGGUGGGUUCAGCUCCUAUGAUAUGAGUUGCUCUCCAUUGCCGUUGUAUCGUUGUAGGAUGUCCUUGCUGUAACGGCAGCAGGCUAGAUCUGGCCAAAACGUGCCUGGACCAUCAUGACGAAAACGUGGAUGGGUAACGUGUGACGUGGGCUGUCUAUUUGCUUGAUAACACUUUUCGGUGACAGAUUUGAAGCACAGCACAGCGGUCAGCUUUCAGAUUUUUUUGCCAGAUAUGAUCUGGCAUAUUUCGAGAUGUUGGAAUCUUUGCGAGCAGUCGUGAGAGUUUCCUUGUACUUUGUAAUUACUCGCGCGUCGCGCCACAGAGCUCUUAGGAUAAUCUAACAAUUUUACCAGAUUCCGAGUUGAAGCUAAUGGAUUUUGGAGAUGACUGUACACAAUUCAUUUUCUUUUCUGUUCCUACAAGAUGGAUAUCCUAAUACCACGUUAGUUUUAAACUGCGAAAAAACAGAGGAUAACUAUUUACAAACUACAAAACGCUUCCAAAAUGUUGCAUAUCCCAUUACUUACAGUGCCGCUUUCGCUAAAAUAAAGUACCCCAAUUCAAAAUGAUCUAAGAAGCUUUAGCCAAAGAAAAAGUAGGUACACUGUAGUCGUUUUUAUACGUUUGACGCAAUUUUCCCACGAACGUAACUUUUUAGGCGAUAUUUCUAACGAUUUCUCAUAAGCGAUGCAUUUUAUCAACCUACAUACAAUAACUUUGCAUUUUUGGCGUAAAUUCAAAUUUUUACUUGAGUUUCGAAAUUAAAACCUUCAGUCUAAUUUUGGUAGUUGUAAGAAUAUUUCAAAUUCUAGAAAUUACACAAUUUGUACGCGACACGUAUCGCUCGCGCUCAAAACGACUUCAGAGUACAUUGGAUUUGAUUACUACGAGAGCAGUCCUCUUAAACCUUGAAGAACAUUGUGAAACAAAGAAAAGAUAUUCAAACUAGAACUAGUAAACUGCAUACAUAAAAUGUCUGCGUCGUUUUGUUUAACAAACUAACUUUGACAAACAGGUGGUCUAAGCAUGUUGUGUAUCGCCUUAUUUUUUCCAAAAAACAGCCUCUUUUAUUGUAGUAUUGUUUUUUUGUUUAGCAUUUAUAAUUUCAAUAACUCUUUAUAAAUUUUAAUAUAGGGUGUUGUUUAGGAAAAAAUAAUGAUGUGAAAAACACUUAAAUUAUUUAGAAAACAUGUUGUAUUUAAAUCCUACAACAAAUGUCAUCAUUCUUAGGAAAAAUAAGGUUUUCCCAUGGUUGCUCAUAAUUACCCCUAAAAGUGAUGGGUAGCAUGUUUGAAGCGUAACACUGCGUAGUUGGUAGGAGUUUGAUAGUUAAUAACAACAAGCUUAUAUUCAAAUCUUCCAAAAUUUUCCAUAGCACGCAUUUAAAAAAGCUGAACAACUUUGUUUAUAGAAUCUCAGUUAGGUAUUCCCAAACGCUGUUUUAUUUUAUAUUAUACUAGCAUCAAGGGUCACUUUGCUAAUCUGGUCUACUUUUGGUAUAAUGUAAGUCACAUGCGAUAUGAUUGUGGUUACUCAACUGUCAGUAAAUUUUGAUUGGGUUUAUUUUAAUUUGUUAGUGCUUCGAGUCGCUAUGCUGCCCGUUCUUACCGCACUCGACACUCGACGGUGACUGAGUCGAGUCGAGUUACUAUUGCUGUUGCAGUUGAAAAGCGUAGUUAUCGACGUACGGCAUUCGGUUUUAUUCUUGCACUAUGUGUCACAAGUACGUCGCAAUAUAAAUAUUUUUGUUUAUAUGUCUCUAUGUUCCCCAUGUAUAAAAUUUUAUGAAAAUCUGGGACCCUCCAGAAAGUAAACGCAAACGUAGAAAAUGUGCUUGAGGUUAAUGUGGCUGCUAGACCUUACUUAAACGUAGGUACCAAGAAUCUCAUUUUGAAUAUUGUGGAAAGUCUAGUCCAAGCUGAGACUAAUUUUGUUUUCGGUCCAUACAACCAUGUUUAAUUAAAGGCCCAGGCACAAUGCAUACGGAUUUUACUACGUUGCGGCAAUUUGGCAGUUUUUCCAUGGGUUUUCUGUCAAAUUUCCGCAACGUAGUAAAAUCCGUAUGCAUUCUGUCUGGGCCUUAAGAGUUAUACAUCUUUGGAAAGAUAAUUCUGUCUGCGCAGCAAAAACUAUAUACAAUGCUUUAUUUUAAUCUUAAAAAUUAUAGAAUCCAAAAAUGUGCGAAAAAAAAAUCCUUUUUUUUCCUGUGUGGACUCAUCACUGCGACCAGUAUAGUUGAUCUAUUGUGAUAUCGCCCGGAUGUUUGCUGUAUGACCUUCAUUGCAUUUCUUUUUGCUAUAAUCGCUAUUGAAUGAGCGAUAUGCUAAUUAAAUUUUAUGCGUGCUUGUAUGUAUUGUGGGGUUUACCCUUCCUUCAAAGCUUGAUCUACUUUACCCACUUAUUUCUCACUGUCAGUACUAUCCCAUAUUAUACCCGUCCGAGGACUCAUUCGUUUCUCUGACCAGUACACUUAACUAUAGAAGGGACUUUUGCACUGUCAAGAGUGGGUAAAUUUAGAAUUCAGCAUGAAGGAAAAGUAAAUGAGGUAGGGGGGGGGGCUGAGAAUAAACCCAUGCUAAAGUCACUGACAUCGAAUGACUUGAUUCUACUAAGAUUCGAACCUACGACCACUCGCUUGUCAAAGUACACUCGGUAACCUUGCGGCUACGGAGCUCCCCAAAUCCUUUGUCUUCGUCCUUUGUCAAUCUGCCAGUGUUGGGCACCGCUAAUUCGCUAACCGAUACAAUUUGCUCGAUAAUCGUAGAAAUUUCGCUAAUCACUAAUCGCAAACUACAAAUUAACAGUCACUGUGUAUUUUUGAACAUAUCGCAACAACUUGCAUUGUAAUCUGUUACUGUACAAAUUAUUACUAAUUUGUAUAUAUUACACGACUUUUCUUAAUUUAACUAAGAUAAAAACCUUUUUAAUGGAUAAAAUGCUCUAAAGUAAUUUUAAAAUAAACAGCGGUACUUCAUUUGGAAUUAUGGACCAGCAACAAUUCGGCUAGUCUGAGUAUAAAUUAUAAACUAUAACUAGCGUUUCUCGAUUGGUCGGUUAGCGAAUUAGCGAUGCCCAAUACUGCAAUCUGCAUAUGAUUUUCGUGGCAUACUAACAACCCGAAAAAAAUUACAUUGAAUUUUGUAGUAGAAACAAUUCAUCUAUAACAGUUUUUAUUGUUAACAUUGAAACUUAUGGUAAAGGUUUCCAUUAUUUUUAAGAAUACUGAAAAUAUAUAUCUAGUUUCUUCUAAUUCAACAUAAAUAUAUAAGCGAGCGAUGUUUAGUGGGAGAUUUUAGGCGCUAUUUACAUAUUUGGCGGAACGAGCGCUUAUUUCUAUGGGGGCUGUAGCCCAGGCUUAGCACCCCCCCCCCCUUCUUUGUUCCGCCAAUGAUUUACAUUCGUCUAAAAAUAAUCAAAUUUUCUCAACAUGCAACUAACUUUUCAAUAUUAAGUAAAUCAGUUGCUGUCUGACCCAUUUUAUCGCAGAACGAUCUCAGUAAGCAAAAAGCGACUAUUUGCUGUCGGCGAGGAAUUGUGAAUUCUUAGAAAUUUGCCGUCUUACUCUUACCACAGACUAACAGACGUAACACCUCGAACAAAUUUUCUAACAAAACAUAGUUUCAAUGACACCCCUAAAACUUGGAAAAAACACUAGCAUCACCUGGUGCAGUCUUCGCGCUACGCAGAGUAAGUUGCUAUAAAUUUAGCAAUGCUAUAAAUUUACUUGUAUAUUACCUGACAACAGCGCCAACGCAGGUGAGCUGCGUUCUCGCGCAGCGACUGUUGUUUGAGUCUUGGCUUAAGCGAAAAUUUGAAAUGAUCGUUUUUAUUGACGAUGGAAUGAGACUCCAGUGUUACUUCUGUUAGUCUGUGCUCUUACUGAGCAUACCAAUUCUAACUAACAUUUAAUUUCUAAAUGAUGCAACGCCUGAUGAUGAAUGGUGACUAUUGUUGUAUUAACUGACUUCUUUAGUUGAAUAAUUUUUUAGUAAUUUUUUUUUGUAAGUUUUUUAUAAUAAAGAAAAUUAAUAAAACUGGGCAUAAGUUUCUUAAUGCCUGGUGCACAUGGAAAAGGCUGUCAAAUCUAAUAUAAUUAUUAUUCUUAGUUGGAACGUCGAAAUAUGGA
Molecule: messenger RNA, 5781 nt
Organism: Sabethes cyaneus
Lineage: Eukaryota; Metazoa; Arthropoda; Insecta; Diptera; Culicidae
Gene: Tango9
Product: solute carrier family 35 member F6
Exons: 5
Coding region: 65-1210 (381 amino acids)
Biological process (GO): pyrimidine nucleotide-sugar transmembrane transport
Cellular component (GO): intracellular membrane-bounded organelle; Golgi membrane
Molecular function (GO): pyrimidine nucleotide-sugar transmembrane transporter activity
Source: RefSeq, a predicted model, not a curated record